GCCACUCUUGCAGAAAAUCCUGCUGUCUUGAUGUUGGCUACUGUUGAUCACAUUAAUGCCACUCUUUUACAUACUAAUCGUCACCUUGAAUCAUUUAAGUGGGUGUACUACCGUGCAGACACUUUUGAAUUUCCUUCACAAGAAUUAUUCGCUGGUCGUUCUUCCUUACUUGGGCUCAAUCCCAGAUGUAACAAUUUGGUGCACUCACUAUCAUCGCUCGAUGUACUCUGGAAAUCGUUGGCUACUAAUUCUCGUUCAAUCUUUCGUCUGUUUUUCUCGUUGUUCUUCAGUAAUAAGGAACCCGUCGCUUUCUGGGAUCUCUUUACUGCUAACCCAUUGCUUCCUGAUUUCUUCAGUAUUGAGAAUUGA
Messenger RNA from Angiostrongylus costaricensis, 369 nucleotides. NCBI's taxonomy places the organism in Eukaryota, Metazoa, Nematoda, Chromadorea, Rhabditida, Metastrongylidae. The record is from the annotation of a GenBank genome assembly.